Molecule: messenger RNA, 5112 nt
Organism: Salmo salar (Atlantic salmon)
Lineage: Eukaryota; Metazoa; Chordata; Actinopteri; Salmoniformes; Salmonidae
Source: RefSeq, a predicted model, not a curated record
AUACUAUGAUAAAAGGUUAGCCUUACUUAGAUAUGUCAUUGUAAUGUGUUGACGAUCAUUUGCUUUUGCUAAUAAGACAAACAUACUUCCAAAUGUAAUGUGAUCCAAAUAGUUGACUGGUCCGUGCAUUCACAGAAGCAGCCUUUAUCCAGUCUGCCAUCCCGGAAGCGGAGGAAUUUGGGGGUUGGGUUAGAGAAACAUAGCAGGUCCGCGUGCGGUAGAGAAAGACCGCACGGAUACAAACACACACACCGCGUAACAAAAUACCGAAGACGUGACCUCAAACUACACGGAUACAACCACCAUAAACAUCGCUUCGGAAUGGAUAAGCGUCAAAGACAGUAGUCUCGGGUGGGACAGAGGAGGAUGGGCGCAGAGUCCUGGUGUCGGUGUAGAUGUCUCUCGGUCGGCUCUUGCGACGCGCCUCCUCCAAGGCCUCGGACCUCCUGACCUUUAACCCAGGGUCGGCGGGGUCGCGGAACAGCUUGGACGGAGAGAUCAUCUUCUCCAAGAACAAUGUGUGUGUGCACCCUGCCGAGCCCCUGCCGGGCCUGCCCGAACACCACCCAGGAUACCUGUGUGUGCACAUGGAGAAGGAUGAGAGCCUGGGAACCACUCUGAUCCUAACCUGGGUUCCCAACUCCCGCAUCCAGAAACAGGACGAGGAGGCCCUGCGUUACAUCACCCCAGAGAGCUCACCUGUCCGCAGGAACGCUCGGCGCAGGCCCCGCAGGCCCCACUCCCGACACCCUCCCGCCCAGGAGGAAGAUGAGGACCGGGAGGAGGAGGAGAGGAUCGGGAGCGGAUCUGGGAAUGGAGGGGGCCUGGGUCUGGAGGCCAGCAUAGAGCCCCCUCCUCCCCAGCAGCAGCAGCCCCAGUCUGGGGGGGAUGAGGGGGAUGAGGGGUCCUGUGAGCUGUCGGCUGACGAGGUGAGCAGGGACAGCACCAUGGGCUCGGAUUCGGACACCACCUUCUCCUCACCCUUCUGCCUGUCGCCCGUCAGCGAGUCCCUCUUUGAGAGCAGCGGCUCUGUGUUCCUGGACAACGAGAGCAGGGAGCUGUGCGACGAGUCCAUGACCCAUUCUGCUAGCUCCGCCUCCAGCCUGGACAGCCACGCUCCCUCUGAGAACAACAGCCAAUCACAGGGCAUGCGGUGGGAGGAACAGCAGAAGGUGCUGGCGUUGGAGCAGCUGGGGGGAGUGUUCCGGGUCGACCUGGGUCACAUGAGGUCGCUCCGCCUCUUCUUCAGUGAUGAGGCGUGUAACAGUGGUCAGCUGGUGAUUGCCAGCAGAGAGAGCCAGUAUAAGGUCCUCCACUUCCACCACGCAGGUCUGGACAAGCUGGCUGAGAUCUUCCAACAGUGGAAGUGCUGCAGAGAGACCCAGCUCAAAGACCAGGUAGUGGAUGAGAAGUCAUGUAUGCAGUUCUCCAUCCGGAGGCCCACCCUGCCGUCCGCUGAGACCCACCCAGAGGAGCGUCUGUACCGCCGCCUGGACGUCACCACCUGGCUCCGACACCUCAACCACAACGGACAGGUGGAGGAGGAGUACAAGCUACGCAAGGCCAUCUUCUUUGGGGGCAUUGACCCUUCCAUCCGCGGGGAGGUGUGGCCCUUCUUACUGCACUACUACAGCUGUGACUCCUCCUCCCAGGAGAGAGAGGCCUGGAGACUGCAGAAACGCUCCGAGUACCACGACAUCCAGCAGAGGAGGUUGUCUAUGAGUCCUGAGGAGCACAGUGACUUCUGGAGGAAGGUUCAGUUCACCGUGGAUAAGGACGUGGUGAGGACAGACCGCAGCAACCACUUCUUCAGGGGAGAGAACAACCCCAAUGUGGAGAUCAUGAGGUGUGUGCUGCUGAAUUACGCGGUGUUCAACCCAGAGAUGGGCUACUGCCAGGGCAUGUCUGACCUGGUGGCCCCCCUGCUGACCGAGGUGCAGGACGAGAGUGACACGUUCUGGUGCUUCGUAGGCCUGAUGGAGAACACCAUCUUCAUCAGCUCUCCCCGCGACGAGGACAUGGAGAGACAACUGAUGUACCUGAGGGAGCUGUUGCGUCUGAUGCUGCCCCGGUUCCACCAGCACCUGACCCAGCUGGGGGAGGACGGGCUCCAGCUGCUCUUCUGUCACCGCUGGAUCCUGCUCUGCUUCAAACGGGAGUUCCCCGACACAGAGGCCCUGCGUAUGUGGGAGGCCUGCUGGGCACACUACCAGACGGACUACUUCCAUCUGUUUGCGUGUGUGGCCAUCAUCGUGCUGUACGGUGAUGACGUGACGGAGCAGCAGUUAGCCACCGACCAGAUGUUGCUCCACUUCAGCAACCUCUCCAUGCACAUGAACGGGGAGCUGGUGCUGCGCAAGGCCCGUAGUCUACUCUACCAGUUCCGUCUGUUACCCAGAAUCCCGUGCAGCCUCCAUGACCUGUGUAAGCUGUGCGGUCCAGGGAUGUGGGACAGUCGCUACAUCCCGGCCGUGGAGUGUUCCGGGGAGCACCCCGACUCCCAGAGCUGCCCCUAUGGAGGCACAGCCACCCCCCAGCCCUCCCCGUCGCCCUCCCCCUCACCCAACCCCACCCCACUCCCCGAGGGCAAGAGAGGCUGCAAGACCAGAGACAUCUUCAUGUUUCGGAAGCAGUCCUGAGUUGAAAUAGGGGGGAGGGAGACAACGGUGCUAACUGUAACUGUUGAGUCGAUCAGGAGCUGCAGUACCACUUUUCUGCCACUAGGAUUCCCAACAUACUGUAUGUGCUUCUCUCUGAUACUUCUCUUCACACUCUCCCCCUUUUCACAAUCUCCAUCUUAUUAAAGGGAUUUUCCACCUGAUCCUUUUGUCCGGUGUGACAUGGAACACUGCCUUAUAAGAAUGUAUAUUUAUUUGGAACAUUCAGUACCACAGACACUUGGCACUACGGUUCCCAUGAAGAAGAAGAAGCUGCUCUGCUAUUGGAGGAGAUUGGACAAUCAUCACUCUGUGUUGGACUGUAACCGUUCAGGGUCCACACUGUGGUCUAAGGUUGCUGGACUGGAUUCAAGGUGACUCCAACGGUCAGAUACUGACUUGAGGUGUGUUGUCGUACUUUGAACUCCAUCAAAAGGUUUUCAUAUGCUGACAAUGGAAUGUUUGUGUGAAUAAUGGAAUUAUAUAUUAUCUCAGCAUAUUGCAAUCAGGCUGAAGCCUUUUAACACUACACACUUAUAAACCUCCAUCAACCAAGAGGCAAGUUGUCAUUUCAACUGUCAGUAAGUUGAAAUAUUGUUACUUUUCAAAUCAUAUAUUUUUUCCGUUCCCUUCAAAGAGGGAGUGUGUGCAUCUGUGGGUUUGCGAUUUACAAUAUUUAGCAAUAUAGUACGAUUAUAUCCUUGCAUGAGCAACCCUUUAAGUAUAGAGGGCACAACCUGUUUAGCGAAUAACACAAAGCCCAAAACAGAGGUAUGUAGGAAACUGUUUCCACAACAAGUUUUCUACAAACAUCCUAAUCAGAUUCUUGUUCAGAAACCUGUUCAUGUUUUCUCACAUUAUCAGAUGACACUGCCUGUCAGGCAGAAGGAAGGUGGGAUUUCAUUUAUCUUUGAUAAGAGGGGAUAUGAAUAAAUAUGGCAUCUAUCAAAGCAAUGGGGAUUAAAAAAAUCAAAAUUAGACUAGAUGUAGAGUUUCAAAAAUAUGCGUUGAUGGUUGUGGAUAUCACACCAUUACCAGUACAGUUUGGUCAGCUAGCUACAUAUCGAAUACGAGGCAGGAUAUUAGACAAUGUGUUUGUAAGUUUACUUUUAAGUUUGUUUUUGUUAAAUAAUGUGAGACAGGGCGGUUGUGUAUACGCUCAACAGUGUUUUUGUUUUUUCAUAUCUAGAAACACAUUGACCUCCACCUUGACCUCCAAGUGAAUGAACACCACCAUUGUUGUCACUGCACUAAACAAUAUUAUAAUCAUUUGAUUUGUACAGCACAGCUUCAAUCAAAUACAAUGAAAUCUCAAGGUUCUUCACCUGCACCAACCAAGUGAAUGUGUCCAUAUGAAUGUAUACACUUUGUUGCUUUCUGUUCUCUUGACUGUUUAUUUCACGUGUGUGUGUGUGUGUGUGUGUGUGUGUGUGUGUGUAAACGGCAGUGACCUCCCAACAUCUGGUAAUGAGUUGGGGAGCAGCCACCAAUAGGCCUCCACUGACUGAUCUCAAUUACACAACACAUCACAGAGAGAGAGAGAGAAAGGGGGAGAGCGGGCGAAAGAGAACCCGACCUGGUCCAAAUACUAUUUGAGCUAAUUUUCAAUGGUUUAUUUGUGGUUGAGUGAGCUUGCCUGGUUGAAUAAUGGGCCAAUAGACUAGUCCAAAAAGGCAGGCAGACGACACCAAAAGCUUAAAGUAUCUGAAAGAUUUUAAUGAUUUCAUUUGUAUUUAUUUCCCAGAGAACUGUCAAGGCCUAUCAAGUGAAGUGUUGAGAUCUGCAUGUUUCCUGUAAUCUGUGAGUUCUCACGGUGGCGAGGGUUCUGGGGGUGGGUGUUAGAGUGCCACUCCUGGGGGAAAAACAUCUUCAAAUUGCCACUAAAAGGUAACAUUAGGAUCUUCAAGCUGCUUCCCCUCUCUCUCCUGCUCAACAUGCAGUCUCUGCAAAUGACAUGCAUUACUGGCCCCUGCGUCCAUUAGUCAUCUGUGGCUGCUGCUCGCUGAAAAAGCCUGGAGAUUUAGAAGAUUGUACCAACCACUUUAUAAAGGGCUAACCGAUGGAUGGUAACGUGAUUUGGAAAGUAAUUGGGUGGCAAGGCGGCGGGGCUGUGUGUGUGUGUGUGUGUGUGUGUGUGUGUGUGUGUUUAUUUACUUGCUUAUCUCGAUUCUUCACCUCUUUCCAUGGACUGCUUAUCUCACAUGUUGAAACAGUUUCUGCACGUGAGUGACUGUAACAUGUCUUUGGGUUUAGCUCUAUUUAAAAACUGUUUGUGACUGAGUUAUCACUGAAUGUAAAGUUCUAUAAGGUUCUAUAAUAAUACACAGGCCACUGAGGGCCUACUGUGGUCCUAUACUGUAGUAUAGCCAACACAUACAAGACUGGCUUUCACAUGCUGGAGGGCCGUGGUGAAGGCAGAAACGUCGGUGAUUUGAAAUAAAUGGUGUAAAUUGAA